AUGACCGAGGAAUAGUGUGAUUAUGUAUUCAAAUUCAUCAUAAUUGGCAAUGGUAAUUGUGGGAAAACUAGUCUACUUUAUCAUUACACUCAUGGAAAAUCAAUUACAAAUGUUAAGCAGACAUUGGGUGUUGAAUUUUCUGCCAAGAUAAUUUAAGUGAAGCAAAAGAAAAUUAAGAUGCAACUAUGGGAUACUGCUGGCUAAGAGAGGUAUAGAUCUUUGACCAAGGGCUACUACAGAGGAGCCUUGGGAUCUUUGAUAGUGUUUGAUGUUACUAAUUCAGACUCUUUUGAGGCUCUUAAAGAGUGGAUCAAAUGUGCCAGGGAUUUCUCGAAACCAUCAAUCUAAAUAAUUAUCAUAGGAAAUAAAAUCGAUCUAGAAAAAGAAAGAGUGAUUUCUGAAUAAUGUGCUAAAUAAUUCUGCUAGGAAAACGAUGUAUUGUACAUAGAAACUAGUGCAAACACUGGCUAUUAAGUCAAUGAGGCAUUUACUCAAAUUACAAUCAAACUUCUAGACUUGUUGUAGUAAGGAGUCAUUGAUGGAGGUAUGAUCAAGCCAAAAUUCCUUACAACAAAAUAACCAGAUGAAAAAGAAAAAUAAUAACAAUGCAAUUGUUGA
Molecule: messenger RNA, 618 nt
Organism: Paramecium tetraurelia
Lineage: Eukaryota; Ciliophora; Oligohymenophorea; Peniculida; Parameciidae
Exons: 4
Biological process (GO): regulation of endocytosis
Cellular component (GO): endosome
Molecular function (GO): GTPase activity; GTP binding
Source: RefSeq, a predicted model, not a curated record